Molecule: messenger RNA, 3689 nt
Organism: Pseudoliparis swirei
Lineage: Eukaryota; Metazoa; Chordata; Actinopteri; Perciformes; Liparidae
Gene: nkx3.3
Product: NK3 homeobox 3
Exons: 2
Coding region: 133-912 (259 amino acids)
Biological process (GO): cell differentiation; regulation of transcription by RNA polymerase II
Cellular component (GO): nucleus
Molecular function (GO): RNA polymerase II cis-regulatory region sequence-specific DNA binding; DNA-binding transcription factor activity, RNA polymerase II-specific
Source: RefSeq, a predicted model, not a curated record
GCACCACAAUCAAAUUAGAACGGAGUAAAGAUCUAAUCAGUAAGGACUUUUGCUUUCGUGUAGCUGAUCUCUUGAUGCCUCCAAAUAACACGCAUGCGAGCGUGAGGAAAUAUCCGUGCGCUUAUUUUAAUCAUGACAUUAAGUUUUUCGUCCUUCUCCAUCAAAGACAUCCUCACAGGACGUGAUGCCCGAGAGAAGCGCGUUACUAGGUUUACAGCAGAGCGCAACACCGGCACCGGGCACGCUACGAGAGUCCCCGAUCGGUCACGCCAAGACGCGGAUGACACCCGCAUCCACCCGGAGAGACUUCCUGCUGAUCACAGGCUCUCUGCUGGAAACCUCCGACCCGGUACCGACAUCGACGAGGCCGCAGGAAAGGAGACGGGGUUUAGAGGCGUUGUAGACCAGCAUCCACACGUGGAGCGGGAUGAACGGCCGAAAGAGGAGGCAGAAGAGGAGGGAUGUCCCCACAGCCGUGAGACCGUCAGCUGUUCGUCCGAUGAGCAGCGGUGCAGACCCGGAACGAAGAAGCGCUCCAGGGCGGCCUUCUCUCACGCACAGGUCUACGAGCUGGAGCGCCGGUUCAACGUGCAGCGGUACCUCUCAGGUCCUGAACGGGCCGAUCUGGCAGAAGCUCUGAAACUCACCGAGACCCAGGUGAAAAUCUGGUUUCAGAACCGGAGAUAUAAAACCAAACGGCGCCAGAUGGCGGCCGAGCUGGUUCCGUAUGGUUCUCCAAAGACAGUCGCAGUGCAGCUGGUGAGGGACAAUCUCAAGCAGUACCACCACCAGGCGAAUGGAGUACACAUCCCAAUGACGGUGCCACUGUACCACCAGUACCACACCUACCUGCACUACUACUGCCAGCCCUGGAGCAUGAGCAGCAUGUCCUGUGGAGGGAUGCUCACAUGACUUGGACACAGCGUCAAGGUGUUGGCAGCUUUUUGUACACUCAGCUGGUCAUGGUGACUGAGAUUGAAGAAGUUUGUUUUUGUUUUGAAUGUUUCUUUUAUAUUAUAGUUAUUUUGUGAAAAACGCAAAUGCCUCUUACAUGAGCUACGUUUAUAGAUAUUCUGUAAGUCUUUAAUCAAUAAAAUGAAAUAAUAAUACUACAAUAUUAGCGUCAUACGGUAGCCUGCAGGACGAUUAGCGUUCGCAUAUUAACACAUCUGCCAAUUGAUAAGAUUAUUAUUGUGAGAAGAAAAGUUUGAGAUUUACGACCAAUAUUUGAGUGUGGUUAUUAUUUUGGAACUAUUUAUGAAAAGAAAUCUUGAUCUUCCGCGGGAAUAGUUUAUUUCUUGUUAUCGUUAAUGUUUUUAAGACAUAAUGGCGAAGAGACAGUGCGGUGUCUGACAUAUCUGAUGACAGAGAAAGGUCUUUUUUAUUUUCUAACACCCUAAUAUCACAUUUGAGCAUUCCCAUGCAAGAUUGAUUAAUAUACAUAUUUUAACACGAUUCAAUAGUGAUUAUGUGUUAUAGUGUGAGGCAUAAAGUGUUCUGCUCUAUGCAGCAGACAAUACAGUCCUGAUUUAUUUUCCCCAUCACUAAAUGUUUGACAAAAAGCCGUUUACUCCUUUUGCAUAACAAAUAGUAAAUGUUUACAAAUUCUAUAUCAAAUUCCAUAUCAAAUAUUAACAAUUAAUGAGUGUGAGAGUGUUACAAUUUAAAAACUGAAAUGUAAGAAUUAAUCCCAGUCAUUUUCAGACAAACCCUGAAUAUCAAUAGUGAAAAAAAGAAAGUAAAAUAGCUUGAAGGUGGUAUAAAGUGGGUAAUCUAAAUAAUAUCCCCAGUUCACUUGGUGCAGUUUUAUUCUUUUAAAUUGGAAAAUGUAUACUUAAAAUAACUCCAGAGGGUCUGACAUGUUUACAUUUAGAAAUGAUUCACAAAUUAUGUUAAAAUACAGUAUAUCAAAUAAGGCAGUGACCGGCCCAUGAUGAACUAUCUAUAUAUAGUUGCUUUCUCCGCCAUAAUGACAGCCAACAACAGCCCACCAGAUGAAGCAGAAAGGAAUCUUAAAGUUAUACAAACCCAAUGAGAGAAAGUAGCUUAUCUCAAUGUGAGAGAAGCAGAACCGAGACUCUGACAUUUUAAGUAGGCAUUUAUUAUAUUUAUGGGACAUCUUUAUUGAUCGUGGAACUCAACAUAACACCUGCAGACGUUCUUUAUAUAAGGCUAAUGGACCUUUAGGAACGUUUUGGAGAGUGUGUCUGUCUGUGAGCAUGGAAAUAACUAAAAGAAAUGCAGGCAGCAGCUCAUGUAGGUCAGAUUUUAGUAUUACAAUGUCACACUAAACCAAAUGAAAUUUAGAAGGUGAAUAUGUACUGUUAGGUUUGAGAAGAUGUGUGUGUGCGUCAGUGUAUGUUUGUGUGUGUGUGUGUGUGUGUGUUAAGAGUUCUUUCUACUGUUCUGCAUGUGUCAGAGAGGGUCAGUAGACCGUGAAGAUGUUGCACCAUCCUUCCAGACAGCACAUUGAUCACGUCUUUCUGAAAAGACUAGACAGCAUGGCCAUACUUGAUAGAAAAAUAAAAACUCAGGCUUUGGCCCCUGCUGGUACUUUUGUGGGACAUUAUGAGGCCUAUAUGUGCUCUUGUACUAACACAUACAAAAUAUGUUUUCUACUGCUUUCUACUAUGCUUUCUACUAUGUUCACUGAAAUUCACUUUCACACUAAGGUCAAAACAUGUCCUCAUCUACAGCAUGUUUGCCAUGUGUUUGCAUGGUGUCAGCAAGGGAUCAUGUUUCGUAACGCCAAAUAUUAUCAUAACAAUAUUAUUCCAACAUAAAAAGACUAGAAUUGUGAUGUAAAAUAGGUACUUCAACAUUCAUUUUCCCACGACAGGCUGCUUUGGCGGAAAGGAUCACCUUUUGCCAUCGGCUGUGCUGGCACCCGACCAAAUCCCAUUUAUCUCUUAUAUCAAAACAGCACUUCAAACUAUCUUAAGUGGUUGACACAAUAGGUGGAGGGAGGAGUACUGCACAUAACACGCAUAUUGACUGUGCAACUGAAAAUUACCGGGGCUACGUUCAGUCUAAUUAUUUUCAUUGACGUUACAACAGAAUAAGCAACAGCAAAGGUCAUGCUAUGGCAUUGUGGCUCCGCGGUAUGCUCCUUUCUAAGCGCUCUGAUUAGUCACAUUGUGCUGAUGAAGAGUUGCUUCAGUCUUUGCUGUCUACCGUGAUACGUUUUCUUUCCUCUUUCCACACCCAUGUCACAAUACAUUUCCAUUAAAAAAGUAGGGCACUGAAAGAGCAACACAACCAAGAUCUUGAUCACUCUUCACAUCAUCCAUGAUCUCCACUUAAAUGACAAUUCUGAUUGAUUUCAAAUCAGAUUUAUAUUCACCUUUUGACCUUUAUUCUUUUAAGUUAUGCUAAAAUUAUAAUCACCACGUUUAUUGCUGAAAUCUGGGAGAUUGAUCACAGAGGUUUGAAAUCAAGCCAAAACUAUUCUUUGAAGUUCAAUCUAAGUGUGAGCACAGUCAACGCUUUUUUUCAUUUGUGUGCAGUUGAUCAAAGUUGAACCAGUUUGCAUGUUGGUUGUCUCUGGUUCCUUUUGAGGUUUCUACGUUGGGAUUUGUUUCCUGUUUACAUGUCAAGAAAACUCUGGAAAUGUCACACACAUUCAUUGUGAAUUAAGUGUGUUUCUGUCAACUGUUUUGGAGUAAAUAAAUAAAUUUACACAAAGCGUA